Molecule: messenger RNA, 1278 nt
Organism: Bathycoccus prasinos
Lineage: Eukaryota; Viridiplantae; Chlorophyta; Mamiellophyceae; Mamiellales; Bathycoccaceae
Exons: 3
Coding region: 1-1278 (425 amino acids)
Biological process (GO): phenylalanyl-tRNA aminoacylation
Cellular component (GO): mitochondrion; cytoplasm
Molecular function (GO): phenylalanine-tRNA ligase activity; ATP binding; tRNA binding
Source: RefSeq, a predicted model, not a curated record
AUGGGUAGUCGCUUGCGAGGUGGUGGCAGAAUUUCAGCUCCUUCUUAUCUUCGUACCGGAAGACGCGGAGUAUUUAAGGAAACUUGCUCAAAUAUAACAACUCGAAAGAACUCUGGACGCGCGCAUUUUAAAGCACUUUCGGCAAUAAAAAGAGAAGACGUCAUCACAGGGGACCCACACAAUAAUGUCUCGGAUUAUAUAUAUCAAAGACUUGGAAUAAACUUGCACCAACGACCUGAUCAUCCCCUUGGAAUAUUAAAAAAUGUAAUUGGCGACUAUUUUGACUCCAAGUUUGGAAAUAGUUCGUUCAAAAGAUUCGAUGACAUCCAUCCGAUAGUAUCAACUUUCGAGAACUUUGAUUCUGUGUUAGUACCUAAAGAUCACAUCUCCCGGUCAGUAAAUGAUACAUACUAUGUCAAUGCCGAUAGCGUGUUACGUUGUCACACUUCUGCGCAUCAACAUGAAAAACUGAAAGGUGGAGAAAAACAGUUUCUAGUCACAGGGGACGUUUAUCGCCGUGACACCAUUGAUGCUACACACUUUCCAGUUUUUCACCAAAUGGAAGGAGUGCGCGUUUUUGAUGCAGCAGAACUUAAUUCAGACCAUUUGAGCGAAGUUGAAGUUGUCAGCAAAGAAUUAAAAGAAACUUUAGAAGGAUUGGCGCAACAUCUUUUUGGUGAAGUAGAGAUGCGCUGGGUCGAUGCAUACUUUCCUUUUACAGAGCCUUCCUACGAGUUGGAAAUCUUUUUCAACGGUGAGUGGUUAGAGGUCCUCGGAUGUGGUGUCAUGCAGCAGUCUAUAUUAGAAGACUCCGGUAAUGCAGGGAAAAAGGCUUGGGCAUUUGGGCUUGGUCUAGAGCGUUUGGCAAUGGUUCUUUUUGACAUCCCAGAUAUUCGACUUUUCUGGUCAGAUGAUCCUCGAUUUAGCAAUCAGUUCAAAGCUCAAAUGUUCCGAGCUGGCGGUGUUGGCAUGAAAAAGUUUAAAAGCUAUUCUAAAUAUCCACCUUGCUUGAAAGACGUUUCGUUUUGGUUGCCAGAAAAAGUGACAAAUUUUACUGAGAAUAAUUUGUGCGAACUAGUCCGUGGGGUUGCUGGAAAUCUUGUAGAAGAAGUUAAGCUUAUCGAUGAGUUUCACAAUUCAAAAACAGGGAAGACAUCAAAUUGUUUUAGAAUAGUAUAUCGAUCCAUGGAGCGUUCUCUUACUGAUGAAGAGGUGAAUGAGCUGCAAGAUUCCGUGAGAACCAAAAUGGUAGAAGAGUUAGGUGUGACCCUUAGAUAA